Molecule: messenger RNA, 1068 nt
Organism: Peronospora matthiolae
Lineage: Eukaryota; Oomycota; Peronosporomycetes; Peronosporales; Peronosporaceae
Source: the annotation of a GenBank genome assembly
AUGAAGAGCAGCUACAAGGAGCAGUGGCUGCAGGCAAUGAAGAGUGAGAUGAAGUCGCUUGAAGAAAACAGCACAUGGAAGCUAGUGGACAUGCCACCGGGCAAGAAGGCCGCGCGCUUGGUUGCGAAAGAGUUCACGCAGCGUCCUGGCAUCGACUACAACGAGACCUUUGCACCAGUGGCGCGCAAGGAAUCUAUCAACACAGCGUUAGCGAUCGCUGCAGCUGAAGACCUGGAAGCAGAAAAUGCUGAUGUCGACACAGCGAAGCCCGAAAAAGAAGAGUGUUUGCUGCAGAAGGCGCUAUACGGGACGAAGCAAGCGGCGCGGCAGUGGAAAAAUAAGUUGAGUCAGCACUUGGAUGAUCAAGGGUUCAAGAGCAGUGCAGCGGACCCGUGUGUGUUCGUUCGAGUGACAAGAGAGGAGUACAGCAUCAUCGUGAUCUACGUGGACGACUUAAUGCUUUUCUGCAAGACGAAGGGGCACAUCGCAAGUAUCAAGAACUCAUUGAUGGAAGAUUUCAGCAUUAAAGAUCUUGGAGAUCUCAAGUACUGCCUAGGGAUCGAGAUUCAUCGCAAGCGCGAAGAUGGAACGAUAAAGAUGAACCAGAAGGCGUACAUCAAGCGACUUUCGGAGAAGUUUGGCGUUGAAAACUGCAAGGACGUGCACACGCCGGCAGACAGUAACUCGAAGCUGAUCAAGAUGGGUCAAGAGGAAGCGUUUGUACCAAAGUACCCAUACCGUGGGCUGGUGGGCGCUUCAAUGUACAUCGCCACGUGUACUCGACCGGACAUUGCGCAUGCGUUUGGCGAAGUUGUGAAGUUUUGUGAGCGCUACGACAAGUCGCAUUGGACAGCAGCAAAGCGGAUUCUUGAGUAUCUCAAGACGACUCAAGACUUAAUCAUCGUGUUCAGCGGCAUCAACAAGGGAGAGCUGAUUGGAUUCGCGGGUGCAAACUGGGCUGGCGACCUCGACACGGCGUUCGACAACAGGAUACGUUUUCUUCUUGAACGGAAGCGUGAUAUCGUGGAAUUCGAAGCGUCAACCAACGGUCGCGACCUCAAGUACUGA